Molecule: messenger RNA, 1122 nt
Organism: Ciona intestinalis (vase tunicate)
Lineage: Eukaryota; Metazoa; Chordata; Ascidiacea; Phlebobranchia; Cionidae
Source: RefSeq, a predicted model, not a curated record
CUUAAUUUAAACGUAAAUAUAGCAUUAAAGCAGUUUGUUUAUCAACCUAUUUUCAGCAGACGUGUACGAAAUAUUGUGUUUGUAUUUUUAACGUUGUUAACAAACACAACCGUGACGUAUCUUGGAUGUAAAUAAUGUUUCAGGAAGAAGCAGAAUAUAAUGUGGAACUGUAUGAAGAGGAAAGCCAUGAACAAGGCCACACGGGGGAUCCAAACUUAGAUCUUGAAUACGAACGUCAUCGGCAAUCAAUGCCACAACCCGUGCAGAAAUAUUUGCAAUAUUUUCAGAAGGCCCUUAACGACCAAAACACUUACGAGAUUGAGAAUUACUACGAGAAUGGAUGGAAUCAUUUAACUGAGAAAUAUUACUCAAGUGAACCGUGGCCAGAAGCUGAGUCAAUCAUGCAUAUUGUGGGAAACGAUGCCUUGUUCAUGAUCAUGUAUAAGGAGUUAUAUUACCGACAUAUAUAUGCGAGGAUACAGAGUGGGCCAACACAGGAGCAAAGGUUCAAGUCGUAUUACAACUAUUGUGAUUUGUUCAACUAUAUAUUGAAUGCCGACGGUCCAGUUCCCCUUUCUCAAUAUCGAUGCAAACUUAGCAAGACUGAAGAUGAGAUCGAUAUAUUGAGGAGUAAUCCUAAGAUAUGGAACAUACAUAGUGUGUUGAAUGUUCUUCAUUCACUCGUUGAUAAAUCUAAGAUAAACGAACAACUACAAGCGUAUAAUGAUGGUUUAGAUCAAGACUCCAUUGCUAAUGUUGCCGGUAUGUUUGGUGGGUGUUCACUUUACAAGAUGCUCGGAUAUUUCAGUCUUAUUGGUUUAUUGAGACUUCAUAGUUUGUUGGGAGAUUACCAACACGCGUUGUCUGUUUUGGAGAAUAUUAAUAUUACUAAGCGGAGUACUGUGUAUUCCCGUGUGCCUGAGUGUCAGAUCACAACAUAUUAUUAUGUUGGUUUUGCUUACAUGAUGAUGCGAAAAUACCAAGCAGCUAUCGAUACCUUCUCAAGCAUAUUGACAUACAUACAACGUACCAAGAAUACAACGUUACAACGACCAAGCCAAUAUAAAAUGGACAUGGUAUGUUUUAUAACAAAGUAUUUUUGUAAGGGCUAGAAAAUUUAUG